AUGCCGACGAUAUCUCCGGACCCACAUAUGCGGGGCGGUCGGGACGGGUAUUGCCGUUUUGCCAGUGUUCAGCCAGCCCUGAGCCCCAGUGUUGCGCUAGACCUAAACCCUAAUGUUGAGCCAGACCUGAGCCCAAGUGUAAAGCCAGACCUGAGCCCAAGUGUUGAGCCAGACCUGAACCCCAGUGUUGAGCCAGACCUGAGCCCCAGUGUUGAGCCAGACCUGAACCCCAGUGUUGAGCCAGACCUGAACCCCAGUGUUGAGUCAGACCUGAACCCCAGUGUUGAGCCAGACCUGAACCCCAGUGUUGAGCCAGACCUGAACCCCAGUGUUGAGCCAGACCUGAACCCCAGUGUUGAGCCAGACCUGAACCCCAGUGUUGAGCCAACCCCAGUGUUGAGUCAGACCUGA
Mya arenaria is the source of this 411-nucleotide messenger RNA. Its product is annotated as circumsporozoite protein-like. The record is from RefSeq and is a predicted model, not a curated record. NCBI's taxonomy places the organism in Eukaryota, Metazoa, Mollusca, Bivalvia, Myida, Myidae. The transcript has a single exon. Bases 1 to 411 code for a protein of 136 amino acids.